CACUGGACCUAGCAGGGCAGGUGCAUGCAGACAUGCAUGGCUUUCGCAUUUCCGAGUCCACAGGUCUCGCGAGUCCUAUCAGUCGGAUGACAGAGUUGUCGGCCAGAUGUGCUGGCAAGUCCCUUGGCGGGUGGAGAGAGCGAGAGAGAGAGCCAUGAGGGGCCGCGGCCGAAGGAGACUCUCCCCUGCAACUUGUCCAGCUCUGCACCCAGUCCUGCCAACAACCGGCUAUCCCGACGCCUAUCAUGAGCAAUCUUCCGCAGUUUGGGGACUCGGACAGGUCCAGCUCCGAUUUCGACGACGACGAUGACGACGACACGUCCAGCCUACCAUUUCCUGAACCUCUGGCACGCUCGUUUUUCCUUGCACCGGACUUUGAUCCGGCGGCGUUUUUGUCGUCGCUCAGAAAUAGACACCAGAGCUUGGAAGACCUUCGCCAGGAGCUACGGAGUCUCGACCAGCUAUUGAGCAAGGAGCUACUGGAUCUCGUCAACGAGAACUAUCAGGACUUUCUCUCACUUGGGAGCGCCUUGAGAGGCGGCGAGGAGAAGACCGAAGAAGUGCGCGUCGGGCUGUUAGCAUUCCAACGAGACGUCCGAGCGAUCCGGGAUAAGAUUGAGGACCAACGCGCGGAUGUCGAGGCCCUGUUGAAGGAAAAGAAACGUUUGAGGAGCGAGGCCAACAUAGGAAAAUUGCUUUUAGACUACGCGGACCGUGUUGAGGAGCUAGAACAGCGAUUGAUGAUCGGCGAUCUGUCAACCGGGGACCAUCAGCAGGAGUCAGACUCGGAGGCUUCAGAUCCGGAAAUGGGUCUCUACAGCAGUGACAGCGAGGGUAGCGAGGAUGCGAGUGUUGCCGAGAGCAGCCCGGUGCCAGCAGCGCCCGCUGUGUCGCUGAAACGACUUGAACAUCAUAUCCGCAAGUUCCUGUAUCUUACGACGCUCACGGAUCGCAUCGGCAGCAGCCAUCCGUUCUUGCUGAGCCAGCAGCCGCGUAUGGAAAACAUUCGAUCCACCUUGCUCCUGGACCUGAAGUCGGCACUAGGACAAACACAGAACGCAACCGACAAGCAGGAGGCCAGAACCAUGGCCGUGAUGAAAAUGUACAAUCUGAUGGGUGAGGAGGUCAGCACGGCGACUGCCCUGAAGGACCUGAAAAUAUGAUUUGCGAGUAUAUAGUACAAGAUUGCAUAGCGGCGGUGUUCAGGGUUCUGUUUGGAAUUUUUUUUUCAAUUUGAAAAUAAAUGUCGAUACCAUGAUACACCGUGUCCUUCCUAAUAAUAUAAUUUGUACAACC
Molecule: messenger RNA, 1296 nt
Organism: Penicilliopsis zonata CBS 506.65
Lineage: Eukaryota; Fungi; Ascomycota; Eurotiomycetes; Eurotiales; Aspergillaceae
Exons: 2
Coding region: 246-1163 (305 amino acids)
Biological process (GO): Golgi organization; intra-Golgi vesicle-mediated transport; protein transport
Cellular component (GO): COG complex; membrane
Source: RefSeq, a predicted model, not a curated record